Elgaria multicarinata webbii is the source of this 787-nucleotide messenger RNA. It is a transcript of the gene PSMB2, whose product is annotated as proteasome 20S subunit beta 2. The record is from RefSeq and is a predicted model, not a curated record. NCBI's taxonomy places the organism in Eukaryota, Metazoa, Chordata, Lepidosauria, Squamata, Anguidae. Gene Ontology annotation, cellular component: nucleus; cytosol; proteasome core complex, beta-subunit complex. The transcript has 6 exons. Gene Ontology annotation, biological process: proteasomal protein catabolic process. The coding region runs from base 73 to 678 and encodes 201 amino acids.
AUCGUCGCGCGCGUGUGAGAGAGAGAGAGCUUCUCCCUUCAGCCUUUCGUUCACCGUCGCUCCGGGGUCCUAAUGGAGUACCUCAUCGGCAUUCAAGGGCCCGACUUCGUGCUGGUGGCCGCCGAUACCGUCGCCGCCUCCAGCAUCGUCCACAUGAAGCGCGAUCAUGACAAGAUGUUCAAAAUGAGCGAGAAAAUUCUGCUCCUGUGUGUGGGAGAGGCUGGUGACACUGUCCAAUUUGCAGAAUACAUCCAGAAAAAUGUUCAGCUCUACAAGAUGAGGAACGGAUAUGAGCUGUCUCCGACUGCGGCUGCCAACUUCACACGCCGAAAUCUGGCUGACUAUCUGCGGAGUCGGACUCCUUAUCAUGUCAACCUCCUUCUGGCGGGCUACGAUGAACAGGACGGGCCUUCCCUGUACUACAUGGAUUACCUCGCUUCCCUGGCGAAAGCUCCCUUUGCAGCCCACGGUUAUGGCGCCUUCCUGACACUCAGCAUCCUCGACCGUUACUACAAACCAGGUAUCACCCGCGAAGAAGCGGUGGAGGUUCUCCAGAAAUGUCUUGAGGAGCUUCAGAAACGCUUCAUCCUGAACUUGCCUUCCUUCAAUGCUCGCUUCAUCGAUAAAGACGGCAUCCACGAAGUGACCAGCAUACCUCUCCUAAAAUCAGUGGCCUGAACGCCCACACUUCCCGCCUCUCACCUCGGUUUGGCUUUUUGUACUUGUCUGAAAUCCAGAGUUCAUGUAUUACAUUUGCAACAACAAAUAAAGAUUGACUCUUACGAUG